Messenger RNA from Pseudophryne corroboree (corroboree frog), 2767 nucleotides. RefSeq names its product oocyte zinc finger protein XlCOF7.1-like. Lineage: Eukaryota; Metazoa; Chordata; Amphibia; Anura; Myobatrachidae. Gene Ontology annotation, biological process: regulation of transcription by RNA polymerase II. Gene Ontology annotation, molecular function: DNA-binding transcription factor activity, RNA polymerase II-specific; RNA polymerase II cis-regulatory region sequence-specific DNA binding. The record is from RefSeq and is a predicted model, not a curated record. The transcript has 6 exons. Bases 372 to 1715 code for a protein of 447 amino acids.
AAUAACCCUGGUUCCAUAUAACAGGACAAAGAGAGACAGAAUUGGAACGCACAACCAGGAAGUCAGGUGGAACGCACAACCAGGAAGUGUGGUGGAACGCACAACCAGGAAGUGAAACUUUAGCAAGCCGGAAAUAGAUUUUUUUUUCUUUAAUAUAAUUGGACGUCCUCUUUUCAUGUUACAUAUGGCUCAUAGACACGAAGCUGCUUCAUCUCUGACUUAUUCUCAUCCACAGCAGUGCUCUUCACAGUGGCGGGGAAGGAUCUCCGUAGUCCUUGCUGCGUGUGUGAUGUCCUCAUAGAACAAGGGUAGAAGGCCAUAUUGGACAAUCAGACCACAUGCUACACUGAGACCCUCUCUAUGCGCUGAGGAUGGACAAGGACCGGGGUCACAUGACUGAGCGGAUAAUAAGCCUCACCUUGGAGAUCAUCUGCCUGCUGACCGGGGAGGAUUGUACAGUAAUUACUAAAUCUGGUGAGCUUGUGAAGACUAGUAGCCGCCCCCAUGUAGCAGAAAGAGGACUGGGCAGGACCCAGAGCCCCAUCACGGUGCCUCCACCUCACUCUCUGAAACAUGAGAGGCACAAUGACCAGAAAAUCCUGGAACACACGAACAAGAUCAUCCAGCUGCUGACUGGAGAGACAUCUGCACAGCUAGGAAAUGUGACGUGUGUUGAAUGUGGUGGAGCCAAAUUAGGUUUGUCGGAAACCACAAGGAUCAAAGAAGAUUCAGUCUCGCCCGGGGAAGUGGACCUCCCAGAGAUGGAUGGUGAUGCACCCACAGGCCAUGUAGAGUUUUCUCCUGCUCAUAGUGACGAUGGAUCCGUCUCGUGCGAAGAAAUCAGUCUCCCAGGCACCGACACUUAUACACAGACAGAACACACACCAUACACAUCUGCUUAUGUCAAGGAGGAAUCCGUUUCCGGUGAAGAAGGAGACUUCACGGACACCGACAUUUACUCACCCCCAGAUCCUGCACGGUUUCUGGCUCACAUUAAGGAGGAAUCGAUCUCCAGUGAAGAAGGAGACCUCACAGACACCGACCUUUAUACACCCACCGAGCAAGCAGAGUAUCCCUCUCUCCACCACGCAGCCGACACCGCAGACAGGACGAGCGACUGCUCGGAGAGUCAGAACUAUGUCAUCAACAGCAUAGAACACCACAAAGACGAUGAUGACGGUCAGGAAGAGCCACACUCCAUCAUAUGCUCGGAGUGCGGAGAGUGCUUCUCAUCCGACUCCAUGCUUGUCCUGCACCAGGGGAUCCACACCGGGAAGAAAAUCUACUCCUGCCCAGACUGCGGCAUGUGCUUCAGCAAUAGCACCUACCUCAGCGUUCACCUGAAGACCCACACCGGGACCAAGCAGUUCGCCUGCAUGGAGUGCGGGAAGCGCUUCGCCAACGACGCCGACUGCCUCAAGCACCAGAACGCCCACACAGUCAGGAAGCCGUACAUUUGCAACGUGUGCGGCAAGUAUUUUUCCAACAACUCCAACCGCGUCCGGCACCAGAAAAUCCACACGGAUGAGAAGCCGUUCUCCUGCUCCGAGUGCGGGAAGAGCUUCAGGCGGAAAACGCACCUCACUAUACACAGCCGGAUCCACACGGGAGAAAAGCCCUUUAACUGCCCCGAGUGCGGGAAAUGUUUUAGCUGUAGCGCACACCUCACCGCGCAUCGCCGGAUUCACCGGAGGGAAGCCAUUUUCUUGCUCUGAGACGUGGGGUCUGGAUCAGUUCUAGCGCACAUCUUGCCGCCUAGGAGAGAAACCAACUCCUGGAGGCAGGGCCCGUACGCCCACAGUUCCUGUACGCCCGUAUUUGUGAGUGUGGCGGCUACACGUCAGAAAGCUCACAGCUGAGAGAUGUUGUUUGCGUGUUCUGUUUGUGUGAGUUUUACAAGUCAUCGCUCAUAGCAAACUACAUAACUGGGACAAUGCGAUACGAUUCUUUAACUGUACGGGAGCAAGUUUAGUUCAGACGAACGGUGUAACGAGCCAGCUGAGGGCCUGAGUGGACAGAGCUGCCACGGCACUGUUUCCCCAUGCCAUCGUAGGCAACAGUUUUUGACCUAAACUCGCUAGCUGUACAUGUGGGUAUGCUCUUAAGUAGACAGGACACAACUCCAUGAAGAACCCAGGCCUCACAGAGCAUGUCUCGCCGGUUUAUAUGAAUGAAGAUAAGGCUGAUUGAAAAUUUGCCCACUUUUCUGACUUUAGUCAUUGCGUGUGAUCCAGCAACUCCUAUUCAUUCAUUGAACAUGGAAGCGUGUGACUGGACAAACCCGUCUCUGUAUGAAGCCGCGGAGUGACCGGUUUCAUCCGCAGUGGAAGGGGGAUGGGCGUAUAUUUGUUGUGUGUUCAGUGGCGCAGUAUCAUGUGUAUAUAUUUAAUGUUGUGCAGGGCUGGAGAAUGACCAAGAUGGCCACUUCUUAGACAAUGACAUCACUCGGAAGCCUCCGUGAGGACCUGCUAAAGAGUAGUUGGCUAACAUAAUUCGCAGUACAUCUUCUUUCUGCUUUAAGUAAUGGCUUCAUCUCUGUUUCAGCUCCUCCUAAGUUAUCGGCAAAAGGGCCGCAUUCCCAUUGAGCCAGUCACAUACAACCGAUACACCCACAUACUUAAUUGCGUGGAGACAUUUUUGCAGGGGAGAGACUGAAAUGAAUGAUGGAGUAAUAGAUUCUGUAGGUGAUACGGCCGCGGGAGGCACCAUUGUAGUCAUUUCUUUGUGCUGCUGCUUUUUAUUAAAUGUAUUUUCGUCCCUUUUUCAA